GCGCCAAUUCGUCAACGCUCGACUCUCAAAAGACCGUCAAAAUGCAUCUCAUGUAUACUCUCGACGAGGCGGGCAACCGCCUGUACACUCUCAAGAAAGUCACCGACGAUGCCAAGGUCACCAAGAGCGCUCACCCUGCCCGUUUCUCUCCCGACGACAAGUGGAGUCGUCAGCGCGUGACGCUCAAGCGCCGUUUCGGUCUCCUGUUGACACAGCAGAAGGACAAGGAGCACGCUGCCUGAUCAGUCCAUGGGUACCGAUUGAUUUCCUUCCUCGAGACUGACUCGCGGUUGGAUUGAGAGAGAAGUACAUGGGCGACAGCUCGGGGGACCUCCAUUGUCUCGUUGAGGCACGGCGUUGCAGGUUGUGUUACAAAAUGGGGUGGCGUUCAGUGUCUUUCAAAUACAAAUGCAUGGUCCACGCGACGACGCAAGAACAUCGCUUUUUAUUUUCGUCG
Messenger RNA from Verticillium dahliae VdLs.17, 457 nucleotides. RefSeq names its product H/ACA ribonucleoprotein complex subunit 3. Gene Ontology annotation, biological process: positive regulation of telomerase RNA localization to Cajal body; rRNA pseudouridine synthesis; snRNA pseudouridine synthesis. The record is from RefSeq and is a predicted model, not a curated record. The coding region runs from base 42 to 242 and encodes 66 amino acids. The transcript is spliced from 4 exons. Gene Ontology annotation, molecular function: telomerase RNA binding; box H/ACA snoRNA binding. Lineage: Eukaryota; Fungi; Ascomycota; Sordariomycetes; Glomerellales; Plectosphaerellaceae. Gene Ontology annotation, cellular component: box H/ACA snoRNP complex; box H/ACA telomerase RNP complex.